Pelobates fuscus (common spadefoot toad) is the source of this 3809-nucleotide messenger RNA. RefSeq names its product protein Niban 2-like. Lineage: Eukaryota; Metazoa; Chordata; Amphibia; Anura; Pelobatidae. The transcript is spliced from 16 exons. The record is from RefSeq and is a predicted model, not a curated record. The coding region runs from base 1 to 3075 and encodes 1024 amino acids.
AUGGCGCUGGGGGAAGAUGGGUACUCCGACUCCUCAGGAGACUUCUACCCAGAUCUGGAAGAAGGCGCAUUGGUAACUCAGCCCACAGGGCACAAGAUCAAAGCCCCUCCAACAGGAGAACCGUAUUGGGAGGGAGUGACAAGCAGAGGGAGGAGGCACAGAGCGAGGGAGAGAGCGAGUCAGCCACCAGAGAGGGGCACACAGCUAAGUGGAGAGACUGCUGGGUGUGUCACAGCUUCAGGGCGAGAGAGAGGAAGAGACAGGCCACUAGCACAAGGCAGGACCUGUCGCUGUCAUUGUUGGGCCAUGGGGGAUGUUAUAUCUACUCACCUGGAUGAGGGCCGGCGUAAUUAUAUCUCAGAACGUGCAGGAAAACUGCUGACAGAAUUCGGGAAGAUAUACGAGGAGCAAUAUGGAGUCGCACUUUUCAAUAGUGUGCGCUUUGAGAUUGAAGGCAACGGUGGUCCUCAGACGCAACUGCUGCAUCGAAAGAUUCCUCUAAAAGACCGGGUAAUAUUUUCUGGGAACCUCUUCCAGUACCUGGAUGACACCAAGAAAUGGAGGAACCGCUUUUGUCUUGUUCCUCAUCAUUAUGGCCCAGUGCUAUACGAGAACAAGAUUGCGUAUGAGCGCGGUCUGCAGCCAAGAGCUGGCAUUAACUGUGCUGGGUACAGAGUGCUGACAUCCUUGGAUCAAUAUGCUGAAUUGCUUAAUGCCAGUGUGCCAGGUGGAAAAGUGAAGGCAGGAAGUGGACAGAUGAAAUGUGCGACUCAGUACCCGGUGAUUCUGUGGCACCCAUAUUGCCUGCAUUAUCAGUUCUGUGUAAUGAACGAGCGGGAGCAAGAGAGGUGGAGCGCUGUUUUUCAAGACUGCGUCCGCCAUUGCAAUGAUGGCAUCCCGGAGGAACCUCGGGUGGAAUCAGCGGCAUUUACAGACUCUGUGCGACUUUACAGACAAGCACGGGAUCAGUAUGGGACUUGGGACAUGCUGUGCGGUAACCAAGUGCAGGUCCUUUGUAACCUGGUGAUGGAUGACCUCAUCCCUGAUCUCAAAAAUAUCAUCUGUCCAAAACUGAGGGGGAAACCCCAGGAGAAGCAGAGAGCUUGGCUGAUGAUUUCCGACACUGUGUAUCGUUUGGUGCACGAGCAGACAAAGCAGUUUUACGAAGCGCUGGGGAAGAAAUGCACAGAGAAGACACCAGAAAUGGAGAGCCAGAUCCGAACUGAUAUGGACCAAAUCAUUUCCUGCAAAGAACACGUAUAUAACAAGAUAAGAGCUUUUGUAUUGCCAAAGUCUGAGCUGUGUGUGAGGAAUCACGUCCAGUCGCACAUCCCAUCUAUCCUGGAAGCCCUGAUGGUACCCACUAGCCAGGGAUUUGCUGAGGUCCGAGAAACUCUUUUCAGAGAGAUCACCGACAUGAACAUGAAUCUGGUCAACGGGGGAGGAAAAGAGAAGCUUGGAGAGCAUAUGGAAAAGAUAUCCCAGCUGGCCUACCACCCAGUGAAGAUGCAGCCUUGCUACGAGAAGAUGGAUCAACUAAAUCUAGAGGGAUUGCAGCAGAGGUUUGACGUAGGAAGUCCAGCUGUCUUUAAACAAAGAGCACAGAUACUCAUGAGAGAGCAAACAGACAACGCAGUCUUCACAUUUGAACAGAUGGUACACCAGGAGCAGAACAAAUCUAAAGGCGAUGAGAACCUAUGUAAAGAUAUCCAGCGUAUUCUGGAACGUGUUCUGAAGAAAUACGACUACGACAGUAGCAGUGUUCGGAAGAAGUUCUUUCAGGAAGCGUUACUGCAGAUCAUUAUCCCAUUCCUCCUGAAGAAGCUGGCACCCACGUGUAAAUCGGAGCUGCCACGUUAUCAGGAACUCAUAUUUGAGGAGCUCUCGCGAUUUGUUCUGGUGGAGAACACUUACGAAGAGGUUGUGUUACAGACUGUGAUGAGAGAUAUUGUGCAGGCGGUUAAGGAGGCUGCCAUUCAGCGGAAACACAACUUAUACCGGGACAGUAUAGUGAUGCACAACAGCGAUCCAAACCUACACUUACUGGGGGAUGAGCCAUCGGUCGACUGGAGUGAACAGUAUGCCAAUCCUAAUGAAUCCUCAAGUGGAGGUAGACACGGAAGGGUGCGACAGGUGGUGUCUCUCAUCCAGGAAGACGAGGACCCGGAUUAUCCGGAGUCCUGCCAGGAACCACCAGCAAACGCAGUUAUCCCUGAAGAGCCAGAGCCCAGCGAUGUUACACAAAUCAGAGGUAUGCUUGUGAAAGAGUUUGAUGUGGAAGUUCCAGUUAAGGAUACUCAUGCUGAAGAAAUAUCAGAGAAACCGAUUUUGGAGGAAGAGCCUGUGCACAUUACACAGAUACAACAAGAACAGUCAAGGCCUGUUCACGAAGAGAGGUCCGAACGAGUGGAAGUUACAAAUGAAGAAAAUGUAUUACAAGGAAGAUCGAUGGCUGAGGAAUUGGCACAUAGUGACCUAAGGACAGAAAAUGAAGGGGUGACACAAACCAGCACACAGGAGAAACAUAGUACAAUAGAGGUUCAAGAAGAUAUAAUACAUGAUCACCAUGAUGGGGCAGACUAUUUGACAUCCAGUGACCAAGACGUUGCACACGAUAGACAUGAAAUGGCAGAUGAUGUGGCUUAUGAUGACCCAGAUGUUGCACAUUAUGUUCAAGAGGUGGCACGAGAAGCUGUGGCACACUACGUCCAGGAAGUUGCACGUGGAGAGCAAGAGUUGGCACAAAAAUAUAUUGUGCACGAUGAUCAAAAGUUGGUGCUAGAUCAUCCACCUCAUAAGCCUGAAGACAUAUCAGAAGACAAUUCAUCUGAAAAACCAUCCAGCACACAUCUCCCUUCAGUUCUGCCAUGUGAGAUGCCAAAGGGUGAAACAGCCAGCACGGUUAUCCCUCCAGAAACAGAGAACCAGUCUUUCCAUGCACAAGAGCUCAAGUCCACACCAGACGACAGUGGGUUUCAGUCUCCGAUGAGUGAGGAGGACGAAGAAGGAGAAAGUUAUAGGGAAAUUCCAGUGCCUGCACCACGGAAAAGAGAUGAAAUAAUCACUCCAUUCUGAACUCCUCAAACCUGAGACUGGUUCACAGUUGGAGACAAGGGGUGGAGGAGCAUAUAAUGAACUCCUGUGGAGGGCACAAGCACAGCUAGACUCUCCAUCCCUUGGCACAAAACUAUUUAAAUGCUUUGAGCUCUGCUAGACUUUUCUGCUACGACAGGGCUGAAAACGUGUGAACGCUGCACACAUUCCUUACUGUUGAAUAUUUACAACAUUCCACACUGCUUUGCAGAAACAUUCCCAGGGUUAUUUCCUAAAGUUUAAAUUGUCUGGAAUCCAAAGCAAAUAUAAAAAUUUAGGCCAGAAUACUUGAAAUAAAAAUAAAAAAUAAGGAAAUCUAUUUAAUCUAUUUUGGCUUAUAAAAUUAAAAUUCAACGAAUACCAGACAAUUCCCACUUUAGUGAGUAACCCUUUCUACGUCAGAUCAGACCCACGGUCACCACAUAUCAAUCAAUCAUGAGCAAGUUUUGCUCUCGACAUCUAAUUUAUCCAAUCUCUGUAUCUGGCUAAAGCUAGUGCUUCCAGUUUGACGAGCACAGUCUGUCAGUUUGCUUAGCUUAUAUACCAUUAGUCAUCUCCCGUUACUGCCACCUACCCUUUAAGAUGUGUCACUGCACAAGUAUUCUGUUCCUGCUGUCCCUCACCUGUAUAUCACACCCAGUCUACAGUAGGUGCAUAAAACAGAAAAGAAAAAAACACUAACCAAAACAUACACUAGCAUCACAAUAUGUUUGAUU